Messenger RNA from Daldinia vernicosa, 1402 nucleotides. Its product is annotated as putative transesterase. The transcript has a single exon. Lineage: Eukaryota; Fungi; Ascomycota; Sordariomycetes; Xylariales; Hypoxylaceae. The record is from RefSeq and is a predicted model, not a curated record. Bases 101 to 1336 code for a protein of 411 amino acids.
UUUCGGUGUGUGUCUCUUCUAUAUAUAGGUACUCAUACAUAUCUUCGCAUAAUCGGAAUCGUUUUGUUUGGGGUUAGAUUUUAGCUACAGUCUACCCAUUAUGACUGACGGAAAUAUCGAGACUACCUUCCAAGCAUCCAUCGAUGCCGGCAAGAUCCAUGGUGCUAUAAUAUGCGCUACCGAUGCCGAAGGCCACUUCACCUUCGAAAAGACAAUAGGAGAGCGUACAUUGCUAUCUGGCGAGAAGCGACCUCACAAGCUUGACGACGUGUUAUUCCUCGCCUCAGCCAGUAAGCUGCUUACUUCCAUCGCCGCUUUGCAGUGUGUCGAGGAUGGGCUCCUAUCACUUACCGGUGACCUUUCACCCGUCGCGCCCGAUCUUGCCGCAAAACGGGUCCUCACCGGGUUCUCUGAAGAUGGCGAAACGCCUCUGCUUGAACCACAGACCCGCCCUAUCACACUUGAGAUGUUACUAACCCACAGCUCCGGUCUCGUCUACCAUUUCCUCAAUCCCCUCAUCGCUCGCUGGCGCGAGAAAUCCCGCGCGGAGACCAAAGUUUCCGACGAAGGCGGCAAGAAGACGGUCGAAGAGCUAUUCGAUUACCCAUUAGGCUUCCAACCUGGUUCCGGCUGGUUAUACGGGCCGGGGCUCGACUGGGCUGGUCGCAUUGUGGAGCGUGUGACUGGCAAGACGCUACUUGAACGUAUGCAGGAGCGCAUAUUUAGCCCACUCGGGAUUUCAGACGCCCAGUUCUACCCAGUGACUCGAGAGGACCUACGUGCACGCCUUGUCGAUUUAAAUCCCGAUGACCCAGAGGCUCUUGGUCGCGCCGUGCUAGGCGGCGGCGGCGAUAUGAACAAGAGCGCCAAGGGCGACUUUGGAGGUCACGGUUUAUUCAUGACAGCUCCAGACUACGUCAAAGUACUUCACUCGCUAUUAGCUAAUGACGGGAAGAUCCUUAAACCAGAGACAGUUAACGACAUGUUUGAACACCAUCUUAGCCCGGAAGCUACCGAAAGCCAUCGAGCGGCACUAGUCAGCCCCAUGGGCGUUUUCUUUCGCGUCGGCACCGCAGUCGAUGCAGUGUCGGGACACGGGCUGGGCGGUCUGCUCACAUUGCAAGACGUCGACGGUUGGUAUGGCGACCAUACCCUCACCUGGGGAGGCGGUUUGACCUUUGCCUGGUUCAUUGAUCGUAAGAACAACCUGUGCGGUGUCGGCGCUAUCCAGGGUACGGUUACCGUAGAUGCUGAUGCUGUCGAAUCGCUUAAGCAAACUUUCCGCCAUGAUAUCUACCGCAAACGCGCCGCUUGGAAGAAGGAGCAGGCAUCGUGAUAUAAAUACUCCAUCCUUUCUCUCGAUCGGUGUAUAAUCAAGUCUUAUAUAUUUAAUUAGUACUGC